This is a messenger RNA of Ectocarpus sp. CCAP 1310/34, 878 nucleotides long. NCBI's taxonomy places the organism in Eukaryota, Phaeophyceae, Ectocarpales, Ectocarpaceae. The record is from the annotation of a GenBank genome assembly.
AUGACGCAGAGGGAGCAAGAGCUCAGAGCGAAGGAGGCUGCGUUCGCCAAGAAGGAGCAAGAAAUGGCGCGCGCCGCCGCUCAGCGGGAAAAGUGUGAGCAGCAGCAGGAGGUUGAGCGCGUCCAAGCAGCAGCUGCUGCUGCGGCGGAGGAGGUUGCUCAGGGCCUGAACUACAUGGACACAUCUGUGCACNNNNUGGCGCGCGCCGCUGCUCAGCGGGAAAAGUGUGAGCAGCAGGAGGUUGAGCGCGUCCAAGCAGCAGCUGCUGCUGCGGCGGAGAAGGUUGCUCAGGGCCUGGACUACAUGGACACAUCUGUGCACGAGGUGAAGCCGAAGAAGGGCGAGGUCCGGACCCAGUUGCAGUCAAAGAUGGUCCUCAUGCUACUCUUCGACCUCCGCAAGGAAGGUUGCUCUGAGAACGAGGCGGUGUUGCAGGGCCUGGACUACAUGGACACAUCUGUGCACGAGGUGAAGCCGAAGAAGGGCGAGGUCUGGACCCAGUUGCAGUCAAGGAUGGUCCUCAUGCUACUCUUCGACCUCCGCAAGGAAGGUUGCUCUGAGAACGAGGCGGUGUUGCAGGCCGAUGUCUUUUUUAAUUAUUCAUCUUGAUCAAAGAGGGGUAACGGUUGGUUUUUGGAUCUAUAGACUACUCCGGAAUAUGUGGUGUACACCCUAUUUUUGCUGCCAACAGCAGUAUGUUCAUGUGUGGUGUGUGUGUUUUCGUUGCAUUUAUGUCGGGCGCGAGCCUUUGCCGUUCGUUACACGGUUGACUCACCUGUCUACGUCACACAAAUAUUCAGCAGGAAUACAUUGUACUGUUGUACAGCAGUUCUUUACAGCAGUACUUUACAGUACCUGAGCAGGCUUGCAUGUGCGAU